GCUUCACUCCAAGCAAACGAGCCAAUUUGAGAACGACGGGCGGACUGUUUAAUGGUUCCCAUCAAACCCAGUACGCUCCGCAGAACCCCCGCCAUCACACGGACUCCGGUUCCGCGCGCCCGCCAGCACCGAGAACCGCUUCUUUCCGGCGGGAGAGGAGAAGUUUUCAUCUCUCGGAACUUUCCUCGUCGUUCGGGAUACUUUUGGAGAAGAGGCGUUUCCCGUCCCGGUUCCACCAGUCCUCCCAGCGCCGGUUCUCAACGGGUUUGGUUUUUGAACCGAGUGACUUUGGAAGUUCAUGUUCACAAAUGUUAGCGGUCGGGCAGAUGGAGGCUAACCGGCAGAGUGCGUUCGUGCUGGGCAGCACCCCGCUGGCGGCGCUCCACAACAUGACCGAGAUGAAGACGUCCCUGUUCCCCUACGCGCUGCAGCAGAGCCCGGCAGGCUUCAAGGCGCCCUCGCUGGCCAGCCUUAACUCGCAGCUCUCCGGGGGAACCCCGCACGGCAUCAGCGACAUCCUGGGGAGACCCAUCACCACCGCGGGGCAGCUGCUGUCCGGCUUCCCCCGGAUAAACGGCCUGGCGACGACGGCGGCCGCCGCAGCCGCGGGAAUGUACUUCAGCCCGGCGGUGUCCCGGUACCCGAAGCCGCUGGCAGAGCUCCCGGGGAGGGCACCCAUCUUCUGGCCCGGGGUGAUGCAGGGCUCCCCGUGGAGGGACCCGCGGGUUCCCUGUCCCGCUCAGGCCAGCAUCAUGGUGGAUAAGGACGGGAAGAAGAAACAUUCCCGGCCCACCUUUUCCGGACAGCAGAUUUUUGCUCUGGAGAAAACCUUCGAGCAGACCAAGUACCUGGCCGGUCCGGAGCGGGCACGGCUGGCCUACUCUCUGGGGAUGACCGAGAGUCAAGUCAAGGUUUGGUUCCAGAACCGGAGGACCAAGUGGCGGAAGAGACACGCAGCAGAGAUGGCCUCGGCCAAGAAGAAGCACGACUCGGAAACCGAGAAGAUGAAGGAGAGUUCGGAGAACGAGGAGGACGACGAGUACAACAAACCAUUGGAUCCGAACUCGGACGACGAGAAAAUCACGAGACUGUUGAAAAAGCACAAGGCGAGCAACCUGGCGCUGAUCAGCCCCUGCAGCAACAGCUCGGACACCUUGUGAUGCCCACGGCAGAACUGGGCCGGUUCGGACACACACAGGAGGAGGACCAGAGGAGACAGCAGGGACAUGUUCUUCUCAGAUCCAGCUAGAUACGCACUGAGGACGAAUGUGCGCAAAAUGCGGAAAUCCCCCAAAAGUCAUCCGGUACGGACCGAACCCAAAAAGCCACGGAGCUAGAACUCCUGUCAGAACCGGACAAGUUUGGGUCAGUUGGACAGAAACCGGGAGAACGGAAAUGGACUUGAUGCGUUUUAACGCAAAUAUUCGACCCGGACCUGAUCACAAAAUACUUCCGGCCGCUUUUAUUUAUUUAUGUUCGUUUAGUUUUUUAAUUUUAUUCAUUACAAUCUAAUAAGUUCCGUUUUUAUCCAGACGCGUUUUUCAUUAUAAUCUGAUCAUAAUUAAAUAAAACCAGAUGAUUGGCUGAUUCGAACCGAACGGGCUGGUUCUGGAUGCAGGUGAAAACCGGCUCGCGACGCUUUCCUCCCUCUGACCCACCUGCUGCUCCGCGCCUCUCGUGUAAAAACUUCUGUAAAUAAUGUAAAGAAACAAAAACUGAUUUAAUGUCAUUUGUUUUUAUUUUGAAGUGACGUCAUCACGCAGCGGGGACAGAAAAGCGUUUGAUCUAAAGCUGAUUACUUCCGGUUGGUUAUAAGAAGAAAAAGACUGUUUUAUGAAUAAAUUAUUUAACAAGC
Molecule: messenger RNA, 1855 nt
Organism: Nothobranchius furzeri (turquoise killifish)
Lineage: Eukaryota; Metazoa; Chordata; Actinopteri; Cyprinodontiformes; Nothobranchiidae
Gene: nkx6-2
Product: NK6 homeobox 2
Biological process (GO): cell differentiation; regulation of transcription by RNA polymerase II
Cellular component (GO): nucleus
Molecular function (GO): RNA polymerase II cis-regulatory region sequence-specific DNA binding; DNA-binding transcription factor activity, RNA polymerase II-specific
Source: RefSeq, a predicted model, not a curated record